AUGCCUCGGAGCCGUCGAGGCCAUGGAGCUGCGGAUCCGGCGCCGUCGAGGCCGUGGAGCUGCGGAGCCGGCGCCGUCAACGCCCCCGAGCUGCCGAGGCCACGAAGCCAACGCCGUCAAGGCUUCUGCGGGCCAUCUGCUCGGCUGCUUGCAUUUGGUCUUGCUGUCGCAGAUGUUUCUAAAUUGCUGUUCAACUAUCACAAAAGUAUAAACUUUGGAGAGGAUGAUAGUCCUGAUUCAAUUCCUCAGGAAAAGGCAAAUAGUGAGCAGACACAUGCGAUGGAGUGUACUGGUGAAUUGAAAGGACCUCUUUCCUGCAGCGAUCUUGGGCGGAGAAAAAGGAAACCAUCAAGAUUUGAGAGCUAUGUUUAUGAUGAGGAUGAAGGUGAUUUAGAUGCUUCAAAGGAUGCAGACUUCUGGCUCAAUCCAUGCUGCAAGUCAAAGAAGAUAUCUAUGAAGACGAUUGUCAACUCUGGGCGUACAACUGCUAUCGUAAAUGGGUUAGGUGGCUCACAGGAUACCAAAGCAGCAGUCUCUUGCAACAAAGAAAACACAUGUCUUCCUCUUAUCACCGCAGAACAGUAUGCACGUCGAAAUGCGAUUUUGUCUUCUCUGGUAGUUGCAUGGUCUCCAGUUGUGCCAUCACGCGGCACGACUUCAUAUUUGUUGAGAAAUCGGUGCAUUCUUGCUGUUGGCUCCAAGUCUGGGGACGUUUCAUUUUGGAAAAUAUGCAAGCCCGAGUAUUACACCAUAGAUGUUUGCAUGGUUACCAGAGAUCCAAUACUCAUCGGGGUUCUCAAAGCACAUAAUUCAUGGGUUAGUGCCAUCAGUUGGGAAGUUUCCUUUCCAGACUCUUCAAAGUCCUCACUACUUUUAGCAACUGGAUGUUCGGAUGGCAGUGUGAAGAUAUGGUCCGGUAAUACCGAAGGAUUAAAUCAAUGUACAUAUGUAAAAGAAUUGCCAUUUUCAUUAUUGGUUGAGGUCACUACUAAUUUGUCAGCACCAGUCUCGUCAGUUUCAUUAUCUGUACCAGCUCAGCCUCAACAUGGGGUUAGUUUUAACUUGGCAAUCGGAAGAGUAUCCGGGUCACUGGAGACAUGGAUGUGGGAUCCAUGUAGAAACAAAAUUGAGAAUACCAGUGCAUGUCAUGCACAUGAUCAAGUGGUGACAGGUUUAUCGUGGGGUUUGGAUGGCCAUUGUUUAUACAGCUGCAGCCAGGAUAAUUCUGCACACUGUUGGAUUUUCGAGAAACAGAAACUUGAAGAAAUUCCCGUGCACACAAAUUUUCAGGAGCUAAAAGAGUCAACAGAUCUAUCAGAAGUAUCUGAUCAAUGCUUUGGACUUCCAAUUGCACCAGGACAACUAAUGGUUGCUGUGGUCCGCACUUUGGAUCCAAAUCUGUUAGAUCAGAUGUAUCAAGCCAGGACACAAAAAGCAGUGGUUGAGUUCAUUUGGAUUGGUGGUCAGUUCCUUGGUCUUCCACUAGACAAGGGCAUUUAUAUCUGCAGUCCACAAUCUGGCACUAACUUCUUAUGGUGGGGAUCCAACAUAGUUUGGUCAUUGAAGAAAUAUGAAAAUGGUGAACGAGGACUGAUCUUAUGGGAUAUCAUAGUUGCGCAACAAGUGCUAAAGAAAUCCGCACCGACCUUUCUGGAAACGUUAAUGCAUAAAUGGGUCCCAAGUCUGCUUUCAUAUGAUCAGUGUGAUUCUAUCAUUAUCUCGCAUCGUUCGAGAAAUUACAUGAUAUCCAAGGCCAGCUUGCGGAAGUUACACUUGCUGAAUAUCGUUUGUAGGAAAGUAAUGCUUAGCGACCAUCUGCAGUAUUCUCCUGGUGGAGAAGAGGGUAACAAUGCGGCAACUGAUUUAUGGACCAAUCUUCUAGUGAGUAGCGAAACAGAGCUGCUGGAGAGGCUUUUGGCUUUCACUUUUGCUGCUGUCUUGGGUCGAAUAUCAUAUUUGCGGAAGGGUGUCUCUAAUGACAACCGGUGGUUUCCUGUUGGUAUUGCCCAGAUGGAUUCUUGGGUAUCUAUGAAUAGUGGAGAAGUGCACAAUGAGCUCAAGUCUCUGAAAUCGAGGAUCAAAGACUUAGGAAGCAGGAUCGACUCGGUGUGUGAAUAUUCGGUUGAAGAAACCUGCCCCUACUGCUCUGCGCCAGUGCCCUUCGAGUCACCUGAAGCAGCCUUGUGCGGGAGCGGGGUUCCUGAUACGGUCCCAGCUGAAAGGCACAGGCUGUCGAGGUGCGCAGCGUCGAUGCGCCUAUGCUCCGUCCUGCAACCAGCCUGGCACUGCGCAUGUUGCGGAGGAAUGGUUGAGAAACUGGUGCCGGAGGCCUUCUUCACCAUGACGGCAUCCCCUCUGGAUGCUGACAAUGACAGUGAAUCGCUUUGCUUAUCGUCACCUGCCGUUCCACUUUGCCCCUUCUGCGGCAUAGUGCUGCAGAGGUCGGCACCGGCGUUCCUGCUCUCCGUCUCCCCGUUGUAG
This is a messenger RNA of Triticum aestivum (bread wheat), 2481 nucleotides long. RefSeq lists its product as uncharacterized. NCBI's taxonomy places the organism in Eukaryota, Viridiplantae, Streptophyta, Magnoliopsida, Poales, Poaceae. Gene Ontology annotation, cellular component: transcription factor TFIIIC complex. The coding region runs from base 1 to 2481 and encodes 826 amino acids. The record is from RefSeq and is a predicted model, not a curated record. Gene Ontology annotation, molecular function: histone acetyltransferase activity; protein binding. Gene Ontology annotation, biological process: transcription initiation at RNA polymerase III promoter. The transcript has 13 exons.